Molecule: messenger RNA, 3641 nt
Organism: Topomyia yanbarensis
Lineage: Eukaryota; Metazoa; Arthropoda; Insecta; Diptera; Culicidae
Gene: eRF3
Product: eukaryotic peptide chain release factor GTP-binding subunit ERF3A
Exons: 9
Coding region: 414-2144 (576 amino acids)
Biological process (GO): translational termination; nuclear-transcribed mRNA catabolic process, deadenylation-dependent decay; translation
Cellular component (GO): translation release factor complex
Molecular function (GO): GTPase activity; GTP binding; translation release factor activity
Source: RefSeq, a predicted model, not a curated record
GUCUAUGUGGCCAUCUUUGACGAAUGUGGUUUGAAAGGAGUGCGACAAAAACGCGUGUGUGAUUCGGAAAUCGCUGAUUUUUCACAGGUUUUCUGUCGCGGGAAGUUUUCACGGAACCCUGGACAUUUUUGUGCCAGGUGGUGGUUGGUUGCAAGUUCAAAACUAGGAUUUGACCCCGUUUGUGAAAGGGGUUUCCUUUUUCUGUUCGUCGGUGUCUUCUUUUUCGGUUCUUUUGUUCCCAUUCCUCCUUACGGUUUCGGCACCGGACGACUGUCGUUUCGGAGGAGGAAAGGUUUCGCGUUCCGUUUCUUCGGUUGCCAUCCGGAUCAGCAGUGCAUUCUAGGAACGCAAUUUAGGCAACCCUACGUUGUGCGGUUUUUUCUAGUUUUUUGUGAAUAAGUAGCAAAACGAAGAUGGCCCAAGAUAGCGAUUCGAACGAGAUUAGUGCGAAAUUCUCCACCCUAAACGUGAAUGCACUGGAAUUUGUGCCGAGCUUCGCCACCUCGGCUGCCUCUGCCGCCGUCGUGGCAGCAGCUGUAGAACCCGUACCAGCGACAGUAUCCAGCACUACCGGUACUUCCUCUUCUGGCGGUGGCAAUUCACCGACUUCAGCUGCUGCCACACCGACACCUCCGUCGAGCAGUGCGGCUCCGACUCCAAUGGACGUCAAAGGGGACGAGGAAGCCAAAACGCCGGAAAAUAAUGAAAGUGAACCCCUGGACAGCUGGGACGCCGAAGACGACUCGAUUCUGACACCCGAGGAUGAGGAGAUGGAAUUGGACGAUGGUGAGGUGGACGGCGAAAAUGUGGUCAAAGUUUCCAAAAAGAAAAUCCCAAAGGUGGAAGAAAGCAAGAGCAAGAAAGAGCAUGUAAAUGUAGUUUUCAUCGGACACGUUGAUGCCGGCAAAUCAACCAUUGGUGGCCAGAUUAUGUCCCUCACAGGAAUGGUAGAUAAACGAACAUUGGAAAAGUACGAACGGGAAGCACGUGAAAAGUCCCGAGAAAGCUGGUACUUAUCGUGGGCACUCGACACAAAUCAAGAAGAACGCGACAAAGGCAAAACGGUGGAGGUAGGUCGAGCCUAUUUUGAGACUGAGAAGAAACAUUUCACCAUCCUAGAUGCACCAGGGCACAAGAGUUUUGUACCGAACAUGAUCGGUGGGGCGGCUCAGGCUGAUCUGGCAGUGCUGGUCAUUUCGGCUCGAAAAGGCGAAUUCGAAACGGGUUUCGACAGGGGAGGGCAGACGCGAGAACAUGCAAUGUUAGCGAAGACUGCGGGCGUUAAGCAUUUGGUGGUAUUGGUAAACAAAAUGGACGACCCAACGGUGAACUGGGACGUGGAGCGGUACAACGAAUGUAGAGACAAAAUUCUACCAUACCUCAAAAAGUUGGGCUUCAAUCCUGCCAAGGAUCUGACAUUUAUGCCCGUGUCUGGGUUUACCGGCCAAGGUCUUAAGGAACAGAUUGACGAAUCCAUUUGCACGUGGUACCGAGGGCCAGCCUUUAUUCCUUUCAUUGACGAGCUGCCUUCACUGAAUAGGAAGACCGACGGUCCUUUUAUUAUGCCGAUUGUAGACAAGUAUAAGGACAUGGGAACGGUACUGAUGGGCAAGGUUGAAUCGGGAAUUGUCAAGAAAGGUACCAAUUUGCUCGUGAUGCCUAAUAGGACACAAGUGUCUGUCGAUCAGCUGUGGUCUGAUGACGAAGAAGUGACAGCCGUGGGGCCUGGCGAAAAUGUCAAAAUCAAAGUGAAAGGCAUAGAAGAGGAGGACGUCUCACCUGGUUUCGUGCUGUGCGACGCUUCCAAUCCAAUCAAAACCGGUAAAAUUUUCGACGCGCAAGUAGUUAUCCUAGAACAUAAAUCAAUUAUCUGUGCGGGCUAUUCGGCGGUGAUGCACAUACACUGUGCGGCAGAGGAAAUUACGGUUAAGGCUCUCAUUUGUUUAGUGGAUAAGAAGACCGGCGAAAAAUCAAAGACGCGGCCGCGCUUCGUCAAGCAGGAUCAGGUCGCCAUCAUGAGAAUUGAGUGCUCCGGGCUGAUUUGUCUCGAGCAGUUCAAACUCUUCCCGCAGAUGGGUCGCUUUACGUUGCGAGAUGAAAAUAAAACUAUCGCCAUUGGUAAAGUGCUGAAGGUAAUUGAGUAAAUGGGUUUCUGUUAAGGUCGCAACAGAAGACGUGCAACUGAACAUGAACCAACCAACCAACCAACCAGCAACAACAAUAUCAACAACGCUAUCUCGUCCUCUGCCGUUGAAAAUUUGUCUGACGAAAAACAAAAGAGAUCAUCCACACAUUCAGCCUGUACUAACAUUUCUCGCUAAACAACUUGGUGUGGUUUACAACGUGCAACGCGAUGUUCUUGUUAUGAUUACUUUUUAUUCAUUCGGAUUGCUUUCAAAGCAAGCAAAAAUACCUUUUCGGCGAUAUCUAACCACUAUCUCUCCGAGAUUCGUUCACUGUUCUAUUUCGCAUUUCGCUUGAAGUGAUUGGAAAAAACACUCCCGACACAAAUUUAUUGGACUUAUGAAUACAAUCACCCGUAUAAGUGAAACUACUUGAAAAUAUUCAAAUCGCGGAAGCGGAGGACUGAAAUUAUAUACAAUAAGGAUAAAAAAACUACACAGUAAAUACUAACAAAAAUGAUGAUAUAAAUUGGAACAUCAUUCGCAUCAGGAACAAUAAUCUUAAUGAUAACACGAUAUUGUAACGAAAAAGUCCAAGACACAGGCAACCGAGCGAGCGAACUUGGAACUGUACGAUAGAGCAGCUUGAUAGUGUGUGCACGUUUUAGGCAGAAACGGCAAUCGUUUGUAAUCGAAAUCCUAAGCCACGAGCGAAGUACACGGAGACACAAUGGAUGGAUAAGUGCUAUAUGAUGAGUAAACAAAGUCUACUGAGCAAAACUGAUUGUUACUUUCGAUUCGUUUCUCGAUAAAAAAAAUUGCUUAUUAUUGUAAGGUUUUUAGCUUUUUGUAUUGGCAGUAGUAAGAGGAAAAACUAUUUGAAAAAUUAUGCUUUGCAAACAAACACACACCAGCGAAAAGCAUCAAUAAAGGACACAGAAUGAUUUUUUUUACACAGGUCGCUUCUGAAGCCAGAUCCAAAAAACCAAGUGCUUCUCAACUUUUCGAUACUUCAUGUGAAUGUUUGAUGGUGGUUGAAGUGCAACGACGAAUGAAUGAGUGAUUGCUAUGUGUUGAAGAGUUUAGGUAGCUGGCGCAUCGUUCUGUACCAGAGUCAUUCAAAUGUAGCGACGUUCAAUAAAAGAAAUGAAACGAAUGCUUGUGACUGAUAACCGAAAUGAGAGUUAGUUUAACUAGUGCUAUUACGUUAUGAAGUAAAAUUUAAAAUACACACCACGCAGAGGAAGAAAAGGUAAAACACACCCAUGCCCAGCAAACGUUCCUUCGGUUCGUUUGAAGUAAUGCUACAACACAACCACAAUAAAAUUGUAUUGCAAGCAAACAAAUAGGUCGUGUUGAAACGAAUGCCGCAAGCAAAAAACAGAGAGUGGAAACUAUUCUACAUUUAAUCAAAACAGCAAUGGGAACUCCUUUAUCUAAUUAUUAUUGCAAUUUUUCCGUUUUUUAUUUGUUUAUCUUUUAAAGAAAAGAAGUAAAAAUAAAACAUCCCCAAAACAA